GGCGGCACCCGAGGCUGAGGAGGAGGAGGAGGCCCGAGAGCGACAUGUCCCGGGGUGCUGAGGCAGGACGGUCCGCGGCGCUGCUUUACUGAGGUCGGGGUCGGCCUGGCGGCCGGCCGAGGACCAGGGUCCGCAGGGGCUGCCCCCGCAGUGGUGGCCGCCAUGCUGAGGCCCCGGGCAGCUGAGGCAGCCGCGGUGGCGCUUCUCCGACUGCCGCUGCUGCUGCUGCUGUUGCCCGAGCUCCGGGAUCCGGGGCUCGGCGUGGUCGGCGCCGCUGGGGCCGGACUGCCAGAGAGCGUCAUUUGGGCAGUCAACGCGGGCGGCGAGGCGCAUGUGGACGUGCACGGGAUCCACUUCCGCAAGGACCCUCUGGAAGGCCGGGUGGGCCGAGCCUCAGACUAUGGCAUGAAGCUGCCGAUCCUGCGCUCCAGCCCUGAGGACCAGAUCCUGUACCAGACAGAGCGGUACAAUGAGGAGACCUUCGGCUAUGAAGUGCCCGUCAAGGAGGAGGGGGACUACGUGCUGGUGUUGAAAUUUGCUGAGGUUUACUUCGCACAGUCUCAGCAGAAGGUGUUUGAUGUCCGGUUAAAUGGCCAUGUUGUGGUGAAGGACUUGGACAUCUUUGAACGUGUCGGGCACAGCACGGCUCACGAUGAAAUCAUCCCCAUGAGCAUCAGAAAAGGGAAGCUGAGCGUGCAAGGGGAGGUGUCGACCUUCACGGGGAAGCUCUACAUUGAGUUUGUCAAGGGGUACUACGACAACCCCAAAGUGUGUGCACUUUACAUCAUGGCUGGGACGGUGGAUGAUGUACCAAAGCUGCAGCCUCAUCCAGGAUUGGAGAAGAAGGAAGAGGAGGAGGAGGAGGAAGAAUAUGAUGAGGGGUCUAAUCUCAAAAGACAGACGAACAAGAACAGGGUGCAGUCCGGCCCCCGAACACCUAGUCCCUACGCCUCGGACAACAGCAGCCUCAUGUUUCCUAUCCUGGUGGCCUUCGGGGUGUUCAUUCCAACCCUGUUCUGCCUCUGCCGGCUGUGAGAGCAAAUGGCCAUCCUCAGCAGGGCAGGGUGGGGAGGAGACCAGACCUGCUGGCUUCUGUGUUAUCACAGGGUUAGGCAAAACAGAGA
Messenger RNA from Acomys russatus (golden spiny mouse), 1124 nucleotides. It is a transcript of the gene Mlec, whose product is annotated as malectin. The transcript has 5 exons. Gene Ontology annotation, molecular function: carbohydrate binding. The record is from RefSeq and is a predicted model, not a curated record. Bases 163 to 1035 code for a protein of 290 amino acids. Gene Ontology annotation, cellular component: membrane. Lineage: Eukaryota; Metazoa; Chordata; Mammalia; Rodentia; Muridae.